AGGGCACGAGUGCUCAGACAAGUUCAGAGUCUUGAGCGCGCCUGCCACACACUUCCCCCCUUAGGACUAUUGCUGGUUCUCAUUGCUGUCCCAAGUCUUUCUCCCCCUGAGUGGAUUAACACUUUUUUGACACUAUCAUGUCAGAGGGAAGAAGGGAAGAAGGAGAAGAAGGGAAGAAAGAGAGAAAUGGGAAGAAAAAAGGUAAAAAGGAGCGCAAGGAACAAAAGAGUGAUCUGACUCAAGGAGCUCCUACAAUUAAACCUUUGCGGAGCCCGGUAGUGGUGCCAGAAGGAGCUCGGAUAACAGUGAAGUGUGAGGCCUCGGGUAAACCUCCCCUGUCCUAUAAGUGGUACAAAGAUGGCACCAUUCUGAAAAAGAGCAAACAAGUCAGGAUCAGAGCCAAGAAGAAAAACUCCAAGGUCCAGAUUACUAGUGCUCGGCUGGAGGACUCUGGGAAUUACAUGUGUGUAGUGGAGAACGACAGUGGGAGUAGCAACAGCACAAGCACCGUUCAUGUCCAAAGCAUAACCACAGCGUUACCUCCGGGCUCAGGCCACGAAAGAAGAUGCAAUGAGACAGAGAAGGGAUACUGCGUGAACAACGGCGAGUGCUACUUCAUCCAUGGUAUAAAUCAGCUCUCCUGCAAGUGUCCAAAUGACUUUAAUGGCGAUCGCUGUCAAACCUACGUUAUGGCCAGUUUCUACCAGUCUCUUGGGAUUGAGUUUAUGGAGGCAGAGGAGCUCUAUCAGAAGAGAGUCCUGACAAUCACAGGCAUCUGCGUGGCUCUGUUGGUGGUGGGCAUUGUGUGUGUGGUGGCCUACUGCAAAACCAACCUCCCCCCUAGGAAACAGAGGAAGAAGAUGCACAAUCACCUGAGGCAGAACAUGUGUCUGGAUCACCCCAAUCGCAGCCUAGCCAACGGGCCCAACCACCCGGGCCCAGGCCCUGAGGAGAUCCCGAUGGUGGAUUAUAUCUCAAAGAAUGUCCCAGCCACUGAGAGAGUGAUGAGAAGCGGAGCGGAGACUUCGUUUGCUGGCAGCCAUCAUUCUUCCAGAUCCCACAAUUCCUCCACCCGAGCCCACUCCUCCACAAACAGACAUGACGAGAAAACAUGGAGCCUGGAGCGGACGGACAGCGUGCUGUCGGACUGUCCCUCAGGAGUGCUCUCGUCCUCUGUUGACACCAGUAAGUGCAGCAGUCCGGCGUGUAUGGAGGCACGAGCGCGUCGUGCCGCUCACUGCGGCUUCACCGAGUCCCGCCGGCCACCAGUGCGCUAUGGAGACUCCUUCGACUCGCUCGACUCACCACACAGUGACAGGUAUGUGUCAGCCCUGACUACACCAGCGCGCUUGUCUCCAGUGGACUUCCAUUACUCACUGCCUCCACAGGUGCCUACCUUCCAGAUCACGUCUCCCAACGCCAGCCACGCCAUGUCUCUGCCGCCAGCCGCCCGUGCCCCCUACUCACCUGAGGAGGACCAGCCGCUGCUUCGCUGCUACCAACUGCCUCUGCACGAGGCCCAGCGCCAUGAGCCCUACCAGCAGCGGAUACAACAGCAGCGGGCACGCUCCUACCUGCAGGACAGUGCAGGCAGCCUGCCCUCCAGUCCAUACCGGCUGGCCCAGCACGACGAUGAGUAUGAGAGUACGCAGGAGUACCCGCCCUCACUGGGGCAACCAAAGAGAAGCAGUGGACGCUGGCACAGGUCCAGACUGAAUGGGCACGUGGCACCGCAGGGCUACCGGCCAACCCGGGACUUGGGCUCACGCAGCUGCCUGUCGGACAGUGAGUCGGAGGAGGGCGAGGAGGGCGAGAGCACACCCUUCCUCAGCAUGCAGAACAUAAACACACCUGAGCCCUCAGCCAUCUACAGGCCCGCGCCGCCCACACACACACGGACUUCCCACACACAGAGCAGACACACGCAGCAGCAGCACACACGCUCCAAACCAGACAGAGCUGCCCACUAAAGACACAGUCCACCUACCCACCCGCAAAAUCUGUAUACCUAUAGACCUGCACCUAUAAAAAAUAUUUUUUAUUUUAUAUAACUAACAGAUAUUCUAAACAAAUGAAAUAUUUAUUUUCAUUUUAGCAAAAAAAAGUUGUCUACUAGUUAACAGCAAAGACUUUUUUUUAUAGGGAAAACUCUAUUUAUAUGUACAUUUUGAUUUACAGCAUAAAAGAGACGUGCCAAUUUUUUCACAACUUAAAGAAAUAGAAUAAUAUUGUGGUGCCUUUUGCUGUAUGCCGAUGCCAGAGGGCCAGUGGAGUUUUUGUAGCCUUUCUUAUAAGGACGCCUCAUUUUUUAUACGCACUCUUUCGUUGUCUCUUUUUUGGCCUUUUGUUUUCCUUAUCCUUGUGUUCUUUCGGGAGCAGACCCAACCAUUUGAGCAGUGACAUUUCCUCCCCCUUUCACAUCAUGCAAUAUAAACCACUCUUGCGGUGUAUGUUUACAAGAAUAUAAUUCACAUGUUAAAUGAUUAUGUUUCUUUCCUAACAGGAACUUAAUGACAAAUGCAACUGGGACAGGGGCUUAUUUAUUUUUUUCCAAUGAAACAGAAGAAAAGCGUGUGAUGUGCAUUCAGAUGUGUUGCACACCAGUGUUAAGUGUGUGAGCUGAAGGAGGGAGAUGUCGAAUUUUUCAGACUAGUUUCCAUUUAUCAGACUUCACACUAUUGAUUAAAGGGUCACAACUUGUUCCGAUCUGAGAGGCAGAAACCUGUCCCUUUGUAGCAGAUGCUGUGAAGGUUUCCAGCGAUGGCUUUGUCAGCACUCUAGUCCUCUCUUUCCAAACAGUCCUGUUCACUCUCUCUCAUUCUGUCCAUCCCGUCCUUCUAGCGUGGCUGAUAUAGAAACUUUUAACGAGUCCACUGGUGAAUUUUAGAAGUAAUGACUAAAACAGAACAUCGCACAUUACUUACAUUAUGGGAAAUGUGAAAAAUUGGAUAAUAUCAUUCACAAGGAUUUUUUUUUUAAGAACGAAAGAGAGAGCGGUGAACAGCCACGUAGUGUCUCAGGACAACCCCCCACAACCCCACUCCCACCCCAUCCCACACCUUCCUCCCUCCAUCACAGGACUGAAGUAAAAGGAAAACCCUCACAGGCUUAUUAUGAAUGUAUAAGCUCACUCUUCCAUCCCCAUUCAUGCUGGGAAUCUCAUUGUAACACACACACACACACACACACACACACACACACACACAAAAGACAAGACAAAUAGCUGUGAAACUUCCUUUUAUUGGGGCCAUAAAAAUAUGCCAAAAUAUGCAAGCUUUAUAUUUUACCAGUUGUUUUCUGAAAGAACCAUAGUGCAUUGUGUGAAAACUGUGAUGCUUGAUUUGAGUUUGGUGUACUUGAGUUGAGCUCCCCUUAAUUCUAAUCAAUCAGACCACCAAAUCAUGACACAUUACUCACCAUGACCAUCUCAGAGUCCAGACGGGACCAAAGCGGAUAGCUUUAUUUCUGCAUGAGUCUGUCAUUCGGGACAUUCAUUACGCUGAUCUUAUUGAAGGUCCUGAGCACUUACUCAUGUUAAAAAUUGGCCAGGAUGUCUGUGGAAAAUUAAUACAAAAAUAUCAAUGUCAAAUGUGAAGGAACAGAAGUAUCAGUGGUAUAGAUCAUUCAAGAAAUCCAGAAAAGGGAGAAAUGGAAUGAUUAAAAAGCUGUUAUAAGAAAAGCAAAUAUAUAUAAUAUAUAUCUAUAUAUUUAAAAACUAGAUCCUGAAAUGUUUCUCUUGCUCUGUUGUGGUGGCACAAAGAAUUAGAGACAAAAUAUAUCAUUUUUUCUAGCACUAUGAUGAUCAGAGUUUUUGUUUAUUCCCUGACCUGCUCCUGUUUGUAUGUUUGAGAAAUGCAAAAUCAGACAGUGCUUCUCUAGUUAGUUUUAAAUGUGAUAUACCUCUCCUCCUCCUUUUCAGCUUCCUCCUCAUCCUCCUUCUCCUCUUCCUCCAAAAAGCCCCAUUAGACUCUGACAGUUAUGUUCCUACAGUUUCUUCCUUUUGCGUUUUCCUCCUCGCUUGAGAAGUUUGAACACCUCUGCAUGUCCUUGUGGUCAAGGUUAAAUGGGUGCAUGGUAAAAAGCAGCAGAUGAUUUUAUUUCCCUCCAAGUCAGUGAAAGUGUAUUCCAUUUAAUAUCCAGCAAUAAAAAAAGAGAGAAUCUUC
Molecule: messenger RNA, 4163 nt
Organism: Tachysurus vachellii
Lineage: Eukaryota; Metazoa; Chordata; Actinopteri; Siluriformes; Bagridae
Gene: nrg2a
Product: neuregulin 2a
Exons: 11
Coding region: 138-1970 (610 amino acids)
Biological process (GO): nervous system development; intracellular signal transduction; animal organ development
Molecular function (GO): signaling receptor binding
Source: RefSeq, a predicted model, not a curated record